Aplysia californica (California sea hare) is the source of this 1394-nucleotide messenger RNA. Its product is annotated as protein C9orf135. The transcript is spliced from 5 exons. Gene Ontology annotation, cellular component: plasma membrane. The record is from RefSeq and is a predicted model, not a curated record. The coding region runs from base 109 to 810 and encodes 233 amino acids. NCBI's taxonomy places the organism in Eukaryota, Metazoa, Mollusca, Gastropoda, Aplysiida, Aplysiidae.
AACGCGGUUCACUUCCGCUGUCAAUGUAAGCAAACAGUUGCCUGCCUCAGCCUCAGCUUCGAGAUAUUUUCAAGUAGAUCUAAAUUAAAUUGAUGCAAAGUUUUCAUCAUGGCUCUCCACGAAUCAGAUAUAAUGGGAAACGCCAUUACAGACGACAGAAAAGGCUCUCUUACACUGAGAUCAGAUCAUAUGAAUUACUCUCGUGCAAUCUUGAAUUCUCAUUGGCAUCAAGCACGUCAAGCUGAACCAAAGGAUUAUGAUAUCAACAAGGAUCCCAUCCGGACAAUGACCUACUCCACAUACAAUAGAAUCGGCAAUGUCACUGAUGGGUCUCUCCCUGAUACUACAUAUCAAGAGCAAGCAAACCAAGUGUUUUUGAAACCUAUGUAUGAAGACAGAGACAGCCACAGAGGAAUGGUCCAGAUGGAGACCCUGGCCACAGCAAAUGCUGGGAUAGACAGAAACACAGGUGAUCCAAAGGAUGCAUAUGGAUCAGUACUCCCUUUCCACAACAAAGAUCACAAGAAGUUUCACCUAGAUACGACAUACAAUGCGGAUUAUAUUCCUCCAUUCCCCUACACAUCUAAAGAGGAAGAGGAAGCUCAGAGGAAGGCAUCUCUUCCACCCGGCUUUGAUCCUGACGACAAGUCUACCGCGUACAGGAAGAUGAAAUCCCAGUUCACAGACACCACCGAUUACCGCAGGAAUGGAUGGAACACGUGGCAGGACGAAAGUGGCAUUUAUGCCAACUCGGAGUACAAGAGUCAGGUGUUCCCUAAAACCACCACCAUACCGGAGAGAAUGGUGUAACCCCAUCUAAUAAACUUUAUGUCACUCUCCAUAUCUACAUUUUAGUCACCCCGGAAAUAAAACCAGUUUUGUAUGAAAUUUGUUCAGGUGCAUUGUGAUGACUGUGAUUACUGCUUUUAUAUUGAGUGAUCACUUCCUUGAUUAUGCAAGCAAUGCGCUGCGACUCUUGAGUCGAGUUCGAAACUUUUUCCAUUGUUAGAUACCAGGUAGGGCAUAUUAUUUACAUUAGAGGCACUGUAAAUUUCUGUUUAAUCAGGGUGAAUUGUACCAUUUUCAUUCUGCAAUUUAGAUAAGGGGAAAUGUUUUGAUAGCUUGGGUCACAUUUCUUUUUCUUUUGAUAUGGAUUUACUGUAGUCUUACAAGAAUAUCUCUUUGAAGGUUAAAUCCUUGUACUGGAGUCAAGGGCGCUGUAAAUGAGGUCUGAGACUUGUUGAUUUACACACAAUUUUUUUAACACUAAUAAAACAAAAAUGUUCUGUUUGUAAAAUAUAUUUUAAAUCUUGAACAUUUUUAUAUUCUGUCAUGUUCAUCAUGUUCUCCCAACAUGUAAGGCGAAGCCUAAUAAAAUGAUGUGGUCAUAAAGC